UGCAUGACAGGCAGUAUCUACCGCAAAACCUCAACAACUUGGUUUUUGCUCGGCCAAAGCGUCUAUUGAGCCCAUGGAUCAAGUUCCACCACUCAGCCCGGUGGACUGGCCCGACGAGCGUGGGCCGUCUCUCUCGGCUCUGAGCGCCCGGAGCUCCACCGAACGAGGCCUCACCACCGGCUCACGCCAUGGCACACCCCGCGACCACGAGCGACGGGGCUUGGAGGAGCUGCGGGAGCGACGCGCGGGCGCUUCCCCGCGCAAGGUCCCGGAAGACGUGCCAAGCUUGCGGCUGGGGCUGCUGAGCCCCCGGAGUAGCUCCUCAGACGUCACCUCCAGGAGCGAACUCUUUGAACCUCAGAUCUCCAGCGGCGAGAAGAGCCGAGAGAUACAGGACCUUUGUCGCGAGAUGGAGGCGAUGCGCCAUGUGAUUCAGCAGGAUUUGGCGCAAAUGCGAAAGACCUGGACAGAUCUUCAGGUGUCAGCUGCCAGUGCAGGCCCAAAGCCACUGGAGACGCAGGAGAUCCAUUGGUUUCUGCCAGAGGUGAGCCAGGUCCACGAGGUUCCACCCGUCGAGGCGUUGGGGGCCAUAUGGCACCUGCAGAUGGAAGAGGAGCCAUCUGAAUCUGGUGCAUGGUGCUUCUCUCUUCGUUCCCCAAGCGGCUCAUCCUCGGGCUGUGCUUGGCGCAUCAACCUCUCAGUGCAACUGGCAGGCAGUGAUCCUCCCCUUGUGCUGGGCGAGCUGAGUGGUGCCCGUUUGGAGGAAGGCCCACCCUCGCUGCAUCUCCAGUGUGCGCGGCAAAGGCCUUUGCUUUGCAAAGCCUCCGUGCAACUGCGAGGUACAAGAAGACAGCAGAUUCUUUGCCAGGUCAGUGCCAGCGAAAAAGAGAAAAGACCUGGCGGCGUGUUCGUGGAGAAACAGCGGUGUGGGACAUGAUCAUUUAUGAUCAAUUUGGUCUUGCAGAAGUAGGAUGAAGAAGGUACCUGGACCCUCCUGUCGGGGUGUCCUGGCUGGACUACCCCACACUACCGGCCUAGGCUUCCAG
This is a messenger RNA of Durusdinium trenchii, 1046 nucleotides long. The record is from the annotation of a GenBank genome assembly. Lineage: Eukaryota; Dinophyceae; Suessiales; Symbiodiniaceae.